UAUAUGUGUGUAUGUUUUUAUAUAUAUACAUGUAUGUAUGUAUGUUUUUAUAUAUAUACACACGUGUCCUCCUCAGUGCGCUCCUUCGGUACAGAGGACCGGCCCACCGACCGGCCCAUCCCCCCUCGAGACGACACCUUUGAAUACAUCAUCUUCAGAGGCAGCGACAUCAAGGACCUGACCGUCUGUGAGCCGCCCAAACCCACCUGUUCUCUUCCUCAGGACCCGGCCAUCGUCCAGUCCUCCAUGAGCUCCAGCUGCUCGUCCUCCACCGCCCCCCCGACCCCCUUCCAGUCCGCCGGCUCCUACGGCCUCUUCAACCGGCCUCCGGUUCCCAACUACAACCAGUUCAGCACCAGCCCGCUGGUGUCUCCCCAGUUUGGACCCGUUGGUGUUGGACGUAGCAGCCCCAGUCUGGACCCUCUGAGGAAGAGCCCCAUCCUGGACCAGGUGAACCAGGUGAUCCAGAGCGCCCCAUUGGCUCCGACCGCCGCCACUCCGGCCCCUGGUCUGGGACGCAGAAGCCCCCCCCACGCUCGUACGGCCCCUACCACCGCCGGCCUGAAGGUCCAGCACCAGGACGGCGUGGACCCGAGGAGGGCUGAGACCAUCAGAGGGGGGGGGCGCAGCAGUAACCAAAGCUGGUCUGCUCCCAGAACCGUCUCCUCCUCCCACCUCACUGCUGUAGACAGGAACCCCCCUACAGGACUCAACCACUCGGUCUUCAGCCACCCAGUGGCUGCUGGAGCUCCGGCUAACAGGCGCGGUCGAGGGGGCGGUCACCGCGGCCGAGGGCGCUUCAACGUCCGGAGAGAUGGACCAAUGAAGUUUGAGAAGGACUUUGACUUUGAGACAGCCAACGCUCAGUUCAACAAGGAGGAGAUCGACCGGGAGUUCCAGAGCAAGCUGAAGCUGAAAGGUCUGUUCGUCUUCAUUGAAACAUCUCGACUGCUAUGGGAUGUCUUCAUGGAAAGAUCUCGACUGCUAUGGGAUGUCUUCAUGGAAAGAUCUCGACUGCUGUGGGAUGUCUUCAUGGAAAGAUCUCGACUGCU
Molecule: messenger RNA, 1052 nt
Organism: Anarrhichthys ocellatus (wolf-eel)
Lineage: Eukaryota; Metazoa; Chordata; Actinopteri; Perciformes; Anarhichadidae
Product: protein LSM14 homolog A-like
Exons: 4
Biological process (GO): cytoplasmic stress granule assembly; P-body assembly
Cellular component (GO): P-body
Molecular function (GO): mRNA binding
Source: RefSeq, a predicted model, not a curated record